ACUCCCAAUUCUGGGAGAAAACUAAAGGACAGCACCAAUAGCCUAUGCUGUUGGGAUGGGAUGUCCUUUGAACUCCCUGACCAAGGUCUCAAAAGGAAGAUUCUCAUGCUUCAUACUGAGGUUUUUGUUGAAUAGACUGUGACAGAAGAACGUUUUUUUCAUGGGCUGACUGUAAGAAAUAAAGUAAUAAGCCGGGGCGUUUGCCCGCAGCAAGAUGGCGGCGGUCUCAAUGUCAGUGGCGCUGAGACAGGCAUUGUUGGGGAGAAGGGCAGUGGCUACAGCUGGUUCCGUCUCUGGAGUUCCAUCCAGGUUGUUGAGCACAUCCACGUGGAAGCUGGCGCAGGACCAGCCUCAGGACACACAGCUCAUAACAGUUGAUGAAAAACUGGGUAUCACUACUUUAACUGGUGUUCCAGAAGAGCACAUCAAAACCAGAAAGGUCAGGAUCUUUGUUCCUGCUCGCAACAACAUGCAAUCUGGAGUAAACAACACAAAGAAAUGGAAGAUGGAGUUUGAUACCAGAGAGAGAUGGGAAAAUCCUUUGAUGGGUUGGGCAUCAACGGCUGAUCCCCUCUCCAACACGGUUCUAACCUUUAGUACCAAAGAAGAUGCAAUUGCCUUUGCAGAAAAAAGUGGGUGGAGCUGUGAUGUGGAAGAGAAGAAGGUUCCAAAACCCAAGUCCAAGUCGUACGCUGCAAACUUUUCUUGGAAUAAAAGAACAAGGGUGUCUACAAAAUAGGUUGGCACUGCUGCAUUUCCCCUUGACUGUGAAUAAAGUCAGCUGGGCACUAUUUAUAGUCCGUGGAUAAUGCACCUCUUAAUCUCCUAAUAAAUGUGACCUUUGAACCACAAAAAAAAAAAAAAAAGUAAUAAGCCGGGCAGUGGUGGCGCAUGCCUUUAAUCCCAGUACUCGGGAGGCAGAACCAGGUGGAUCUCUGUGGGUUUGAGGCCUGUCUGGUCUACAGAGCGAGAUCCAGGACAGGCACCAAAACUACACGGAGAAACCCUGUCUCGAAAACCAAAAAAGAAAAAAAAAAGAAAGUAAUAGCUUGAAAUAGGGCACAUAAAUACUUUAUAACUAUUAUAACACAGUAAGGUAGUAUAAAAAUAUGAGUAGCAGGAAACAUACUGAUUAAAUAUAAACAAACAACAAGCUUAAAAGCUAAAAACAUUGCCAACUUUGAUGCCUCUACCCAUGGUUUCCUUCUAAUUACUGUCCUCAUUCCCUCUACUAAAAGUAGACACUAUGUUGAAUUCUGCUUAGUAAUAUAUUGUUUAGGUUUGCAUUUUUUAAUUAUAAAAAUCAUGUCUGGUAUUUUGAGUUAUCUUUUCACUAUCAUGCACAGGUAUGGAAAUUUCAAGAUUUGAAAUUGCUAGGUUAUAGGUUUGUAAUUUAAUGUCAAUUUAUAACUUGUCUGUAUCAGCUGGUUUAUAUUCUCACCAGUGGUAUUUUUUAAUUCAUAUUGAUCUAUAUUUUCCAGCAAUAGCUCUAAUUAAAGUUCUUAAAUACUAUUAUUUUUACUGUUAAGUAAUUUCUCCUUGUGAUCUUAAUUUACAUUUUCUAAAUACUAAUAUAUUUGGCCAUUUUUCAUAUACUUUUCUCAUGAAAUGUUUAUUCAUCUCAUUUCUCAUUUUUUUCUUUAUUUAUUUUUCUUAAUAAGAUAUGUCCAUCUCUUUUAAUUGCCUCCUUUCGUAAAAUUUUAAUCUUUUCUGCACCAUCUUUGAGGCUAUCUUGCAUAUAUAGUUUUAGACUCUCAGGUACUGUAUAGAUACAGAUAUGUGUAAUAUAAAUAAGAGUGCUGAUUGUCCAUUGCAAAUUCUAGAUAAUAGGUAUUUCAAAUAUCCAUUCCCAGAUUGUGAUGUAUUUAAUGAAAUAAUUUUCUAUUUUCUUCUUUAAAUUUUAAGUUAGUACAGUCCCCCACUAUGAUUAUUUUGUCUCUCCACUAGUGUGUCCUCUCUGAGCAUUUAAAUAGAAUUUUAAAACAUGAUCAUCAAGACUAUUUAAAUUUUAUAUAUGAAUUUCCAAAAUUUAACAUUAAGAAAUGUGAAACUGUAGAAAUUUGAUAUAUCUUUUGUUGUGUUGUGGGGACGGCAGGCAUGUUUAAGUCCUAAAUUCAUUCAAUGCAUGGACUCUUAAAGUUUGACUUUCUUCUGUUUGUAUUCUUCCAUAGUGUAUAGUAGUUUAUGUUUUAUUGUUAUAUUCAUUUUAAUGUACUUGUAUUCAAAUGAA
This is a messenger RNA of Peromyscus californicus insignis, 2230 nucleotides long. Its product is annotated as NADH dehydrogenase [ubiquinone] iron-sulfur protein 4, mitochondrial-like. The record is from RefSeq and is a predicted model, not a curated record. NCBI's taxonomy places the organism in Eukaryota, Metazoa, Chordata, Mammalia, Rodentia, Cricetidae. Gene Ontology annotation, biological process: electron transport chain.